CUCAUAUGACUGGGUGUUUUAUUAUGAAUUUGACUCAUGUGUAAUGAAGCGUAACGUUUGUGUAAUUUAUGGAGUCGGUAGAAUGACAAUCAAAGCUUGAACUUCGUGUGUGAUUGAAACAAGUGGAACCAGUCCCACCAAUUCUAUUUCACGUUAGUACGGUUUAUGGUGGCUGUGUACAUAAUUAGAUAAAGAAGAAUGGCGUCUAUAACGUGUAGCAAUCGACAUGUUGCCAUCGCAAGUGGGUCCAAAGUUAAAGUGAUUUCAUACAGCGAUCCAAGUCAGGUGGUGGUGUUUGAUUUGAAGGGUAAACCAAAGGAGAUGGCCGAGAAGACGAGUGAAAAGCAGAAAGAAGAGAAGAAAGCUGAAGAGGAAACAGCCGCAGGAAUCGCCGGUGUUCCAACGGGGCGUGUUCUGGCUACAGCCUUCUCAAGGAGUGGUGCACACUUUGCAGCAUGCACAGAUGACAAGGAGCUGACAAUCUGGAGCACGGAUCCCAGCUGGAAAAAGCUUUGGACAAGGACAGUGGUUAAGCGCUGCAUGGCUGUGACCUUCGAUAGCAGUGAGACUGCCCUCUAUGUUGCCGACAAGGCAGGUGACGUCUAUCGAUUUGAGAUUGGAGAUGAGAAUAAGGAGCACACCCUGAUUCUCGGACAUGUAUCCAUGUUAUUAGAUGUGGUAGUCUCACCGGAUGAUAACCUCAUCAUGACGGCUGAGAGAGAUGAGAAGAUCAGAGUUAGCCAUCUUCCUAAUGCAUACAAUAUACACACCUUCUGUAUGGGGCACACAGAGUUUAUCAGCAGAUUAGCCAUGUUGGGAUCAGAUCAUCUUAUCUCCUGUGCAGGGGACUCAACUAUGAUAAUGUGGGACUACAGGGAAGGAAAGGAACUCUGUAGGACCUCAUUUGAAUGGGCCAGACCGUCAACGGAAGAACGUGGACAGAAAAACGAGGCGACAGUGACGUGCAUAUCGUGCUCGAAGGAACACAGUCUUGUUGCUGUGACUGUAUUAGAUCAUUCCACUGUCCCGAUCUACCACAUCAAGACAGAGAAAGAUGGACGUAGGACAUUCCAAGAGGUCACUAGGAUCGAAUGCAAGCAUCCUCCUUGGUCUGUGACCUUUGACCCCAGUGGAAGACUACUGGUCCUACUACCUGACCCUGAGGCACCCCUCCUCGUCUUUGCGGUAGAAACGAAUGAUGAUGAUGGGGUCUUACAGGUUUCGGAGGACCUGUCAUCAGAGGGCAGUGCAGCACUUCUGGCUCAACAGGUACAGCAAGACUGGGAGUUCUUGAAAUGUUCUUGCGAUGUCCUAAGUGUCUUCAAGGGCCUUCACAAGGUACCCUUUGACAACAUGUCGGACUACCUCCAGCGAAAACAAGAGAGGAUGGAUAACGACCAAACAAAGAAAGGCCCGCGGAGGAGAGCAAGGAGAUGGAACAAGAGCAAAAAGCGGCCCAUAGAGGGCGCUACAGGCAAUGGUGAUGCUGCUAAAAGGACUAUGCUGGAUGAGGAGGAGGAUGACGAGGAGGGUGAAGAGGAUGUUGAUGAAGAGAUAGAGGCAGUCGAAGCAAAUUCAUAGCCACCCAGACAAAGAAAGGCCAGAGAAGGAGAGCAAGGAGGAUGAACAAGGGCAAGAAGCGGCCCAGGGCGCUACAGACAAGGACGAUGCUGGAUGAUGAGGAUGAUGAAGAGGAGGAUGAGGAGGAGGAGGAGGUCGAUGAUGGAAAUGAUGAUGCGGAUGGAAUGGAGGUGGUCGAAGCAAAUUCAUAGCCAUAGCAAAAUAGAUGGACUGACUUACUUAUAUCAUCUAUUGUCAACUUGAGGACAGAUAAUGGAUUUAAAGAGAGAGGGUACGAGCUUUGGACAAGGUAGAAAUAGACAGAAAGAAGGAACCAGAAGAAAGAGAAGGAGAAGGAAGAGGAAAAACAGAAGAGGAGGGGAAGGGAAGCUGAGAGAAGAGGAGAGGUAAGAAGAGAGAUGGUACUGCAGAAUAGAGACUUUCUUCAUGCUUAUUGACUUGACUGAAUUUAUCAACGCUUGGAUCACAGGAGCAGGAAUAACCAGACCAAAGCACUUUUACGAAUUGAAUGUGUUCAUAAACACAUUAGGAUUGCCAGCAUCCUUGUUGGGAUAAUUUGUCUCCAUCAGAAUUUGUUCAUUCUUAUUGUUACCCAGCAUGUUGUGUACCGGCAAGGAAUCCAGGAAAGAUUUUAACAUGUUGUGAUGUUGAAAUGAUCGUGAUAAUAAUGAUGAACACUGAUUAGAUUAGUAAUGACUAUGUGGAUAGAGGAAGCUUUCGAUGAGAUCUUAAAUUAAGUGAGUCUGUAACAUUGCCUCAGAUUCUGAAACAAAAUUCCUGGAUUAAGCUCAUGCUGCAAUCAUAAUUAAAAACAUUUAGGUCGG
Molecule: messenger RNA, 2405 nt
Organism: Strongylocentrotus purpuratus (purple sea urchin)
Lineage: Eukaryota; Metazoa; Echinodermata; Echinoidea; Camarodonta; Strongylocentrotidae
Product: tRNA (guanine-N(7)-)-methyltransferase non-catalytic subunit wdr4
Exons: 11
Coding region: 199-1581 (460 amino acids)
Biological process (GO): RNA (guanine-N7)-methylation
Cellular component (GO): nucleus; cytosol; tRNA methyltransferase complex
Molecular function (GO): protein binding; tRNA (guanine(46)-N7)-methyltransferase activity
Source: RefSeq, a predicted model, not a curated record